AGAAACUUCAUACUUCAAACUCCAUCAAUGAUGAAAACAGUUGUGCUGCUUAAUGUUUUUUUUUUCUUUUUUUUUUGUAAAUCACGAGACAUUUCAAAAGUUCAAAAGAACACAUUUAUUUGAAAUAUAACUUAAUAUAAAAAUAAUAUAUACACAAGUCUGAUGUCACUUGAUCAUAUUGUACAAACAACUAUAAAAUCAGCAAAGGCUAAGGUUUUAUUUGCUUGUAACAAGUUUCAGGAUACUGGUUUCAGUAAAAUAUCUGAGUAAUAAAGCAGGUUUAUAAAUGUUGUGGCUUAAUGACAAAAUCUCCUGAUCUCAUUUGUUAAUUUUUUUUAUUCUGAUGGAUUUGGCUAGAUAAUAAGACUUUUUGCUUAGAAUCCAUACUUUCAAUUGAAAACCAAAAACCUAAAUUAUUUUAACAUCAUUUCUACAACAUUUUUAUUCAUCGGUGUAUUGUGAUUAAACUGAACGAUUGCCGCACAGAGAACUUGGUUUUCUUGUUACUUGUACCAAGAGAUAAGAAUGUUUUGAUCAAGAUGAUGUGUGAGAGUGAAACUAAGACUGAACAUAGCUUAUAGGAUGACGAAGUUAUUUGGCCAAAAGCUUUACAGUAAACGCUGAACUGUCUCCUCCUGUCCUGUGAAGGGUGCUAGAGUCACUUCAGUUAGCACCGCAACCUUAUGUGUUUGUGCUUUGGUUUUAAAGGGGAACUUUCACGCGCUCGUCUGUGUACCUGUAUUGUCUGUAUUUAUCGUUUAAAUACAGCGACUUGAAAUAAAGUAGAGGAAUGGCUAAACUGGAUUGUCUGAACACUUUCAUGACCGAGCGCUUGAUGGCUGCUGUGAAGGAGAUCAUCUUUACGGUCGGCAGAACGGUUCGGGAGUACGAGGAGGAAACGGAGCGAAUUCGGAGCGAAAACAAGCGACUGAAACAAAUGUUGCGAGACACUGGGUGCUUCAGUGAAGAAACCAAUACCGCUCCUGUGCAGUCUUAUCAGCCCGUCUCCCCUGGGCAGCCCAGAUGGAUCUGCAGCCAGAAUGAGGAGCCAGAACCGUUCGAAGAGAUCCAGGAGGACCAAAGCCAGAGACUAGAUGAACAACAUCCCUUCAUUAAACCGGAAAAGCCUGAGUUCUCUGUCGAUGCUUACAGGGAAUCUGUAACUUUGCCAUUAAAAGGCAGCAGCAACAACGAAGGCUCACAUGUGUGUGCCGAUCACAACGACACAAAUCCUAUUGAGGAUGAAAUGACAAACUGUCAUUUCCCAUCUAAAAUCAAAGUUGAAUUCAUGAACUCCGGCUUGUGUUCAGGCGAUGCAAUGGGGAGCACUGAAGAUGCAUAUCAGAGCUGGUCGCCUCACAGUCCAGAUUUGCCUUUAGGGGCUUCAGACAUCUACAGAACACAGCAUCCAAACCAGCCAAUAUGUGCUAACAGCGAAGCUCCAGCCACAGUAUCUCAGCAUAGCAGUUCAUCUCAUGAUGCCAGUCACGUUUCAUAUCACAACAUAUUAUGUACAAACAGGGCCUACUGUAGCAGUAAAUGCUGUGAAAUGCAAAAGAGAACAAUAGCCAAAUCAAGCCCCGUAUGGAAGUAUUUCUCUCUAAAAGAGGGAGACUGUAGCAAAGCAGUGUGCCUUAUGUGUAGGGCCGUCAUAUCUCGUGGUCGCAAAGAAUACACAACAUCGGCUCUUCUAAAGCACCUUCGGAUGAAACAUGGAAAUGCGCUAAUCUUUGGCAGUGCUAAGAAGAGACGAAUGAAAGAAAUUACGAGAAAGACUGUGUGAAAACCACUCUGUGACAGUAUGGACACUGGCUAUUGUGCAUCAUGGCCAAAGUGUUUUCAAACAAAUUGUUUCAUCACAAUCUACAUCAAAUGGAGUGGGUUAAGAUAGGCAAGUCCGAAAUGUAAGCUUACAAUAAGUAAUCCAAGCUUGGUUAUGGUUACAGAGAAAGACUUGGGGGAAAAAUGUCACAAUCUUUAGCCUGUAAGUCUAACAAAAUAACAGGAUGUACAUACUCGCUAGGACAAGAGUAAUCUCAAAGAAAACUUAUAAAAAAAGAAAUAGAUUUAAUAAUUUUUACAGUCAUUUACAGAAUAUUUUACCACCCCACUGAAAAUGUAAGAUGUUCAGGUUUGAAGUUUUGAACUUGAUUUGUCUUUUAUAGUCAUUUUUGCAAUAAAUGAAUCAUGGUUUAA
Carassius gibelio (silver crucian carp) is the source of this 2196-nucleotide messenger RNA. RefSeq lists its product as uncharacterized. The transcript is spliced from 3 exons. Bases 791 to 1783 code for a protein of 330 amino acids. Gene Ontology annotation, molecular function: DNA binding. Lineage: Eukaryota; Metazoa; Chordata; Actinopteri; Cypriniformes; Cyprinidae. The record is from RefSeq and is a predicted model, not a curated record.